GAGAUUGUACAGAUGUGUGUAACACUGCAGGAUGGAGCGUGCGGCCGGUGGCGCGCUGAUGACGUUACACUCGGCGGCAGGAUAAGAGCGCGCGCAGCAGAGACAUGGCCUCCUCCAGCGAGAGCGCGCGGAACUGCAGUGUGUAGAGGAGCAACAGCACUCCAAACUGUAACUCUGGAGCAGAGUCUGCAGUUUCGAAAGUCAUAACUAUAGCAAGUUCUGGAAGCUCGUUAGCAAGAAGAGUUGUAUUUUUUAAAGCAGGGUAAAAUACUGUAAAUACUGUAGUUGCUGAAACAAGAAAUUUAUUUUCUAAUAAAAGAGAUUUACCAGGGAUGUGAUUCUCAAUAUAAUGGAUGCCAUGAUGAUUAAAUAAAACAACAACAAAAAAGACCAUGAGCAGAACUGACAAUAAAACACAGGAAAAGUGAAAUCUGAAAGUAGUAGGCGUCACUUUUAAAAAUGUUAAUAAUGAGGUUGCUGUUGAUGCCAAUGCUCUUCACUUUCAUAAGUUCUACAGAAAAGGAGGAUAUUCGAGCAGGUUGCAGUACAGCUGCAAAUGAUCUUGUGUACAUCGUUGAUGGUUCCUGGAGUGUAGGCUACAAAGAUUUUGAUAUUGCCAAGCGCUGGCUUGUCAACAUCACCAGUGGCUUUGAUGUAGGCCCCCAUUACACCCAGGUGGCUGUAGUGCAGUACAGUGAUGCUCCUCGGCUAGAGAUCCCUCUUGGCACUCAUGAAGGUGCAAAAGAGCUCAUCGCAGCUAUACAGGCUAUUCGAUACUUGGGAGGAAACACACAGACAGGACGUGCCAUUAAGUUUGCAGUUGAUCACGUGUUUGCAUCCUCACAGCGCAGUGACACCAGUAGGAAUCGCAUUGCCGUAGUGGUGACUGAUGGAAAAUCUCAGGAUGAUGUGACGGAUGCUAGUUUAGAGGCUCGAGCACAAGGAAUCACUGUAUUCGCAGUGGGGGUGGGCUCUGAGAUUACCACCUCAGAGCUAGUUGCUAUCGCUAACACACCAUCCAGCUUCUAUGUGCUGUAUGCACAGGACUACACGACCAUCGAUCGGAUCCGAGACUCCAUGGAGCAGAAGCUUUGUGAAGAAUCGGUUUGUCCUACACGUAUCCCUGUGGCCUCUCGGGAUGAGAAGGGCUUUGAGCUGAUACUCGGCAUGAAAAUCCAUCAGAAGGCCAAGGAGAUACAGGGAUCUUUGUUGUCAGAGACAGCAUACUAUGUGGACAAAGGGAUGGACAUAACUGAGGAGACAAAGGAGAUCUUUCCAGAAGGUCUUCCUCCAUCCUAUGUGUUUGUGGCCACUCUGCAGCUGAAAGGCACUGUUAGUAGUGAGAAGUUUGAUUUGUGGAGGGUACUUUCUAAAGAUCAAGAAGUCCAAGUGGCUGUGACGCUGCACGGAGAGGAGAAUUCAGUCACCUUUACUACCACUAACAUGGCAAAUGGAGUGCAGAUGGCCACUUUUAAUGCACAAGGAGUUCAGAGGCUUUUUGAUCGACGCUGGCACCAGCUGAAGAUUCUUGUCAGGCAAAGUCAUGUCAUCUGUUAUGUAGAUGACCAGGUGAUCCAGCAAGUGGAUCUGGAACCAGUCUUGCCCAUUUUUAUCAACGGGAAAACUCAGAUCGCCAAACAGUACAGCAGUGAAGCUACGAUUCCUUUGGGAAUCCAAAAACUAAGACUGUAUUGUGAUCCAAUGCAAAGUGAAAGAGAAACUGCAUGUGAGAUUUAUUCUGUGGAUGAUGAAAGGUGUCCCAUAAACCGAGAGGAACCUGAAGAAAAAGAGGAGUGUGACUGCAGUCAGGGGAACCCUGGACCACCUGGACCACCUGGGCUAAAGGGUGAAAAAGGAGAAAGUGGACUUCCUGGUCAUGAUGGUAAGCCUGGCAUACAAGGUGAGCGAGGAGUGUCUGGGGAGCCAGGUAUAUUGGGUCAAAAGGGUGAAGUUGGUGUACAUGGAAUGAAAGGUGACCCAGGAGUAAAGGGCUCCAAAGGUGAAAGGGGACAGCAAGGGUUGCCUGGAAAACAAGGACCUCCAGGACCCAAGAGACCCCAGAGUGACAAAGGUGAACAAGGACCCCCUGGGGCACCUGGGACAAAGGGGGAACCAGGCCUCCCUGGUAGUGAAGGACCAGCUGGCACAAUUGGACCAAAGGGUGAUAAGGGAGAUGAUGGACAGUCAGGUACAGAUGGAACACAAGGUGCACCAGGUAUCCGUGGACUUUCUGGUGAGGCGGGGCCAAGUGGACCUCCGGGGGCUAGAGGAUCACCUGGACAGAAAGGAUCUGCUGGACCUAAAGGACCUCCAGGCAUCCAGGGCCCACCGGGGUCCUCUGGAGCAGACGGACAAAUCGGCCCUAAGGGAAAUCCAGGACCACAGGGAUUACCCGGUCGCCCAGGUUUGCCAGGCCUGAAGGGCUCACAUGGAGAGCCAGGUUUUUCAGGCGUACAAGGUGCUGUUGGUCCUCCUGGCUUUAAAGGACAUAAGGGGGAUAUGGGACAACCUGGUCCAAAAGGCACCCAGGGUGAAAAAGGAAGUGAGGGAACACCUGGGGUGCCUGGACCACCGGGUGAAGCUGGACAAAGGGGAAGCAAAGGAGAGAGAGGUUCUUCAGGAGAUCCUGGGCUUAGAGGACCUGAUGGGAAGAAAGGAGACCUAGGACACAUCGGAGUAGUUGGACCACGUGGUUCUCCAGGACAGGAUGGGUCACCAGGGCAUCCUGGUCUUCCAGGACAUCCUGGAAAACCUGCAAAGCCUCCUUCCGAUGAACAUUUUAAAAAACUUUGUGGAGACGUAUUAAGACAGGAACUCUCCCAGCUGAUGCAGACGAUGAUCCCUAGGACCUGCGAGCCCUGUGAGACAGUAAAAGGGCCCCCGGGUCCACCUGGAGCUCAGGGUCCCAAAGGCUCGACCGGAGUGCAGGGCUAUCCAGGCAGACCAGGAUCUCGGGGUUACCCCGGCUCAUCUGGCUUACAGGGGCCCCCAGGGGUCAAAGGGGACAUGGGACUGAGAGGCUACAAAGGUCACAAAGGGGAAAGCAGACCAGGGCAACCUGGGGCUCCUGGAGAAAGAGGAUUCCCGGGUCGGGAUGGCACUGAUGGAAUUGGAUUACCUGGUCCUCCUGGAGCACCGGGCAAAUCUGGCUUUCCGGGCCUCCCAGGCAAAAGAGGUGCCCCAGGGCCAGCUGGAGUGUGUGACAUGUCCAUCUGCUACCCAGCCUAUAAUCUCAGGGAAGAGCACUACAGCAAAGGCCCCAAUUUCUGACACAAGUGUGCACACACGCAUAAAGACUAUAUAUGAGAAGCAUCUCUGCACUGCACAGGGUCAAUUCUUUACUCAAUGGCAUUCAGGAAAGCAAUUAUAAAUGGCUGAAACCAAUUCUAGAUGUAGUAAUUCUAGAUGCCUUAUAGGGACAGUGGCAUGCCUAAGAAUUCAGAGCAGUGCAUAUUCAUUGCUUUUGUUCCUGACAGACAUGGAGGGCAUUACUUGUAUGUAUUAUAUUUGGAGACACAGAUUCUGUGCUCACUCAACUCAAACUGAAAUGUUUUUGAAGUUAAGGUAAGAUUAUCACUGUACUUAAAGGGUACAUAUUUGGUAGAGCAUUUGAGUAAAAUUAAUAAAUUUUAACUUGUUAAAAGACAAAUAUUUGGACUCCGGUGUAUAUACACUUGCACUGCCCAAAAGAAGCUACCUCCAUGUGAACAUACAUUAUGCAAGACCAAAAAAAAAAUAUAUAUGCAUUUUUCUAGGAGUAUUUAAUCCUUUUCAUAAAACAAUGAUGCGUAUGCAAAUGAGGCUUAUGUUUAAAUAUCUUGAUUAUUCUUUUCGGUAGUGUAAAAACACACCAUAUUACAUCCUAUUUGAAAUGUAAUCAGUUUUUCACAAGUGUAAUUUAUUUAAUGUAGUUUUUUUUUUUUGAUGCAAUGACAACAAACAAAUACACUUCUUUUUGUUCAGCAGAUCAUACGGUCUUUUAAAAAAGUUCAAUCUUUGUACCUAAAAUAGUUCUUUGUUUUUUUUUAUCACUGGCUAUAUAAAUGUUCUUCACAGAGAACUUCCUUUUUACACCCAAUUGGAAUCUUCUGGUAAACGCAGGACCCUUAAACUAACUAAAAGGGAAUACACCAUCGAUACCCAUUUUUUAUUCUAAGGCUAUAGAUAAAUCUUACAAUCUGUACAUGUUUUCUUAUACAUCCUGCAGCUUUACUUUGUGUUUAAUGUUCUUGCAAUAAGUGAGUUAAUUAAAAUGUACUUUGUUGUUCUAUUGAGAGUUUAUGUUGUUUUGGUCUGAUUUGAAAAUUGGUCAAAUAAAGUAGUGUAUGUGUUGUAAAAUUAA
Molecule: messenger RNA, 4342 nt
Organism: Silurus meridionalis
Lineage: Eukaryota; Metazoa; Chordata; Actinopteri; Siluriformes; Siluridae
Product: collagen alpha-1(XXI) chain
Exons: 30
Coding region: 460-3270 (936 amino acids)
Source: RefSeq, a predicted model, not a curated record